Molecule: messenger RNA, 3107 nt
Organism: Ixodes scapularis (black-legged tick)
Lineage: Eukaryota; Metazoa; Arthropoda; Arachnida; Ixodida; Ixodidae
Gene: Rat1
Product: 5'-3' exoribonuclease 2
Biological process (GO): nuclear-transcribed mRNA catabolic process
Cellular component (GO): nucleus
Molecular function (GO): RNA binding; zinc ion binding; 5'-3' RNA exonuclease activity
Source: RefSeq, a predicted model, not a curated record
AGCCGCUUCUCGACUCUCGCACCCAGCUCAUCGUGCAUGGUCUUAAGUUGGUGGUCGUCGCGGUGAAUUUUGUGUUCCCCAAAAUAUCAAGCACCAUUUGCGUUUGCUUUUAAUACGCACCUCGAUGAGCUAUGGGAGUCCCAGCAUUCUUCAGAUGGCUGAGCAAAAAAUAUCCCUCAAUCGUCGUACACUGUGUGGAGGAAAAGCCGCAGGUGGUUGACGGCGUCAAGGUGCCGGUGGACAUGACGAAACCUAACCCCAACGACGUGGAGUUCGACAACCUGUAUCUGGACAUGAACGGCAUCAUCCACCCCUGCUGUCACCCCGAAAACAAGCCCGCACCCAAGAACGAGGACGAGAUGAUGGUGGACAUCUUUGAGUACAUUGACCGCAUCAUGAGCGUGGUGCGGCCCAGGAGGCUCCUCUACAUGGCCAUCGACGGCGUGGCGCCCCGUGCCAAGAUGAACCAGCAGCGCUCCAGGCGCUUCCGUGCGUCCAAGGAGACGGCAGAGAAGGUGGAGGAGAUGUCCCGCAUCCGGACGGAGCUGAGGGACAAGGGCAUCCCGCUGCCACCCGAAAAGCCCAAGAGCGAACACUUCGACAGCAACUGCAUCACCCCCGGCACUCCAUUCAUGGCCCGGCUGGCCAAGUGCCUGCACUACUAUGUGCACGACCGGAUGAACAACGACCCCGGCUGGAAGAACAUCGAGGUCAUCCUGUCGGACGCCAACGUGCCAGGGGAGGGGGAGCACAAGAUCAUGGACUUCAUCCGCAGGCAGAGGGCGAACCCAAAGCACGACCCAAACACCCACCACUGUCUUUGUGGAGCGGACGCCGACCUGAUUAUGCUGGGACUGGCUACACACGAACCCAACUUCACCAUCAUCCGCGAGGAGUUCAAGCCCAAUCAGCCGAGACCCUGCGAACUCUGCGGCCAGCUCGGCCACGAAAUGAAGGACUGCCAGGGUCUAGCCAAGGAGAAGACUGGAGAGUUUGACGAGCUGGAAAAGCCGAUUGGCUGCGAGACGGAGUUCAUCUUCCUUCGCCUCAACGUCCUUCGAGAAUAUCUGACAAGAGACCUCCACAUGGACAACCUCCCCUUCACAUUCAACAUUGAGAGGGCCAUCGACGACUGGGUGUUCAUGUGCUUCUUCGUUGGCAACGACUUCCUGCCUCACCUGCCUUCCCUGGAGAUCAGGGAAGGGGCCAUCGACAGACUCAUCACGCUGUACAAAAAGGCGGUGUACAAAACGGGGGGGUACCUGACGGAGAACGGCUUUGUUGCUCUGGAGAGAGUGCAGCUGAUAAUGUCGGAACUGGGCGAGGCCGAGGACGAGAUCUUCAAGCGUCGUCAACAGAACGAGCUCAACUUCAAACGAAGGAUGAAGGAGAAGAAGAAGAGGAUGAAAAUGGAAGCAGAGUCUGAAGCCAGGCCUGCAUGGACUCCACGUGGGCAGUUUGCACCAGUGGCUGUGGGCCAAGCGGUGGGUGCCACCCAAAACGCCCGUCGGGAGGCGUACGACAUGCGCCGGGAGGGCAUGGACCACCGCCGGAACCUGAGCACAGGGAACCUCGCAGCCAACGGACCCCUCGAGUCUAUGCUCAGACCCGUGCAGAGCGAGGGCGACGUUCAGGGGGUGAAGCGGAAGCACGAGGGUGACGACAGCUCCGACGAAGAAGAGCCGCACGACGAAGUCAGGCUGUGGGAAGACGGCUGGAAGGAGCGCUACUACGUGUCCAAGUUUGACAUCAACUCUGACAACGUGGCUUUCCGCCACGAAGUGGCCACGGCGUACGUGGAGGGCCUCUGCUGGGUCCUGCGCUAUUACUACCAGGGCUGCGCUUCCUGGAAGUGGUUUUUCCCGUACCACUACGCCCCAUUCGCCUCGGACUUCAUCAACGUUGGCGACAUCAAGAUCAACUUUGAGCGGGACACUCAACCUUUCAAGCCCAUGGAACAGCUGAUGAGUGUGUUCCCGGCUGCCAGCAAGCAGCAUUUGCCUCCUGCUUUUGGAGAUCUCAUGGAUGACCCAGAUUCACCCAUCAUCGACUUCUAUCCCAUAGAUUUUAAGAUCGACCUCAACGGCAAGAAAUAUGCCUGGCAAGGAGUGGCGUUGCUUCCAUUCGUGGACGAGAGGAGACUGUUGGAGACCGUCAAGACGGUCUAUCCGACGCUGACCGAGGACGAAGUGAAGCGGAACAUAAGGGGCGACGACGUGUUUUACGUCCGCAAGGGGCACCGAGGCUACAGCUACCUCUUGGGACUGUACGAAGCCUGCAAAGAUUUUAACAGGGAGUUUGACCUGGAACCGAAAUACUUUGGCGGUGUGGGUGGGAAGAUUCUGCUGAGUCACAGCGCUGUCGGCCCUGGAGACGAUGUGCAGUCGGUCAUACGGGGCCUGGACAACAUUCCCGACAACAGUGUUGUCUGCGUCCGUUUCCGGGAUCCCAAGUAUGGAAACGACUAUGUUUUCAAGGCAGAGCGGCUUCCAGGAGCAAAGGACCCCGACCGGGUGCUGAAGCCCGGGGACCUGACCCCGGACCAGAACCGCAACUGGCGGCCGCAGCUGGGCAUGGGGCCACGCCGGCAGAUGGCUUCCCUCGGCGACUCCGGACACCGCGCACUCGGGCACGCGGUGCGUUCGGCGGGAGGGUACAGCCAGGUGGCACCCCCGCACCAGCAGGACCGUGGCGGGGGCCGGUCCUGGGGCUACGGAGCCUCUAAUCAGGGCCAGUGGCAGCAGCCCGGAAGGCAGCAGUCAUGGGGCGGCCACCAGGGCGGCUACGACUCCAACUACCGGGGCAGCGGCAGGCCCGGAGCCGCGGCCUGGGGCUACCAGGGAGGGCAGCAGGGGCACCACGGAGGGGGCCGGGGGGGCCACGUCGGGCCCGGUUCGGGCUGGGGUCAGGGCUCUCAGAUCCCACGUUCGUUGCCUCCACCCCCACAGGAACACCGGCAGCAGGACUACCGGCAACACAACCGGCAUCCGACCUGGUAGCUGGCCGAAUCAGCGGAAGACGAAGAGUUUGCACCCUACCAUACUGGCUGUUAAUUCAUGUCCACACCAAUAAAGGAACAACAGAGAUGAAUUUUAACGCUUCAUCCA